Gamsiella multidivaricata is the source of this 1247-nucleotide messenger RNA. RefSeq lists its product as uncharacterized. The record is from RefSeq and is a predicted model, not a curated record. The coding region runs from base 100 to 1035 and encodes 311 amino acids. The transcript has 2 exons. Lineage: Eukaryota; Fungi; Mortierellomycota; Mortierellomycetes; Mortierellales; Mortierellaceae.
GGGAUAUAAAUUCCGGGCUUCGCCUCGCCCUCUUGGCCCACUCAUCCCCACUUCCUCUCGCUCUAUAUCAUCUCCACCUUUUCACUGCAAAAGCACUGAAUGAGAACACCUUCGCCUUUCGCUUUCGCCCCAAGCACACCCCAAAUGCGUCCAGAUACCACCUCUCUAUCCACGGACAGCUUACAGCGACCUCAAGUGAAUCCUCAAGGACAAGACCAGGGCAGUAGCAACUGGCCCUAUGGAGCCAUCCAUCCUCGAUCUCAGGCACUCCAGCCUGCCAGCACCUUAUCCGGUAGCAUUGGAUACACGACUCCCUCCUACGUAGGUCUGCGAGCCUCCGACACCACCUCCCUCGACACACUCGGUGACUGGGAGCUCCAGACUGCAAUUGAAGACCACCGCCGACAGCUGCUGAGCCUGCAGAGGCUUCAGCACCAGAGGAACACCCAAAGAACUAUGGAGCAACAGGGUUCGCUGACAUCCACUCCAACUCUAACCCUACCUGGGCCUUUGCUUGCGGAAACACAUCUGAUGGACACAGUACUCACAGCCUCAUUUUCUACUUCCCACCAGCAGCAUCUCUGGUCUCGCUCUAGCCACUUGCCUACAGAGACUGCCGCCGAUACAGUCCCAGAGAAAGAUUUUCACUUUUGGCUACAAAGACAUAAUGAAACGGAGGAGCAGAUGGGUCAAUCACAAACGCAGCAGCAGAUACAGCAUACACGAGUAGCGCUUGAGACUUCAUCCUCCACAUCCCAGGAGGAAGCACUUGGCUCUACACUUGAAUUGCCGACCAGUGCUUCUGGCAACCAUGUGCUGUUCCUGGAUCGACUGCCUGCAAGUCCCUCCAACGGACCAAUUUUAGAGGCCCAAAGUCACCAGCUGCAUUCAUACCGCGAAGAAGUGGAUAUGCUGUAUAAGGCGCAUCUACGCCAACAACAAGGACCCUCUCAGCACCGUUAUCAGCAGCAGAGAAACCGACCACAGGAAGGACAACAGGUAGGGACUACUUUGUUGAUACAGGUAAUAUGCUAGAUGGAUGCGCCGCUCAGUUUACAGCAUACGCUCAGUCUAAUCUAGGCUUCUGAAAUAUCCACAUCCGUGCAGGCAGUGGAGGCAUUGGACCGUUCAACUCAGAAGCGGCUUCCCUCUGUACCACUUGCAAGCGACCACAAACGAGCUGCCUCCGAGACUUCCUUUUCCGAUCCUCGCGAGCAAUCCUCUGACUCCGCCAUUAAACCUCGCGA